Messenger RNA from Aspergillus saccharolyticus JOP 1030-1, 4657 nucleotides. RefSeq names its product putative membrane-tethered transcription factor (SPT23). The transcript is spliced from 3 exons. Gene Ontology annotation, molecular function: protein binding. NCBI's taxonomy places the organism in Eukaryota, Fungi, Ascomycota, Eurotiomycetes, Eurotiales, Aspergillaceae. The record is from RefSeq and is a predicted model, not a curated record. The coding region runs from base 222 to 4517 and encodes 1431 amino acids.
CUUGUUUGUCGGCAAAUACUGAGCGCGCUCUCCUAGGUAUUGCGGCUUCUGUCCAGCCUCAUUCAAUCUCGAUAGUAUUACGCUCUUGGGCCAUUCAGAUCUGGGUUUGGGGCUUAAGAUAAGGGAUAUUUCGGAGCAGCCUGCGAGGCUUGUCAGGGGGGAUCGCCGGCAUUUCCUCCAGAUCCUCUGCAGACGAUUGCUAGGAUCGCUAGGAUCAAAGGAUGGGAUCGACGGACGCUGUCUCUCCACCUGCUUUUUCUUUUCUUGAACCUGUCGUAGUCGACGACGAGAUGGGUAACCCUUAUCACGAUACAGAUAUGGAUUUCUUAGACUCUGCACGGUUGCAGGUCUCGUCAGAAGGCGCGGGCAGGGAUUUCGACGACCUCUUUUCUCACGCCCCUUCCGCCCGACAGAGCCGUGACUCGGAGCCAGCAUGCUUAUCACCAUCUGACCUAUCGUUGAAACACCCCUAUCAAGAGACGGAUGCGAUGCGACAAUUCACUGUGGUCUCCGCCGAAUCCCCCGCCGAGUCGCCAGACGGUUCAACGCCAAGUUCGUCUUCUGAGUCACCCCGGAAUCAUCUUCGAAACCCGUCCGUGGCGUCCUCCACAUCAGCAGUACAUAGUGAGAGCACGAUGAUGCCCUUCGGCUACACAACGGAGGAUUGGAUGAAUUCUGAUCUCGGGUCGGUGAAGGAGGAGCCACUAUUUGGUCUGGAUCUUUCUCUACCGAAUCUAGAUGGUCCUUUUCCCGCAGACGCCGAUCUUGAAUCGAGUAAUAAGGUUAUGGAUGCAGCAUUUGAUUUUGAGAGUGCUGCUAGUAGUCCUAGUCCGCUGAAAUCGGAGACCACGCCGCAGUCCAAAUCCAAAAGGAAAUCCAAAGCCCAAUUGCGGAGUACGUCGGGCGCUUCAGCCAGGCAAUCUGCCUCUCCGAUCCCCGGUACGGCCUUCUUCCCUCGAAGCACCAAGGAAGCAUCUCCCUUCUCGGUAUCACGGAGUAUAAGUCAAGGGAAGUCUACAUUGGGUCCUUGGGGUGGUCAUUCACCUUCGUCGCUUCUGGAGGAAAGCUUUGGUGGCAUCAAUAUGAAUGGUUCUCCCAUGAACUCGAAUCUGAAUUUCGGGCCGAGCAGCUUUCCUUUUGGCAUCAACUUCGCUCCAUCGCCUUCCCCAAGCUUCAUGAAACCGGAAACACCACAGCGUCAUAUCCUGACAGUUCACCCCACGUCACUCAAGUCGCGCGUGGAGACUCAGAUCCCGAUCCGACUGACGCUUUUCCCCUUGCCGCCCGGCGUGAAAAAAGUUCGUCUGCCUAGUCACACGAUUUCGAAGCCUAAAUUCCUGGCGCCGCCGACCAUCGAACGUUCCCCAGAAAUCGUGGAGCUUCACACAAGCCUUGUUUGUACCAGUGCUAUGCAAGAGCAGGACAAGCUCAAGAAAGCUUUCGCUAGAGCAAGAGGCGAAUGUCGUUAUCAGUCCUCUAGCUCGAGCCCACGCGCUGCCGAUGACGUCCAGGAAGACGACAAGCCACUGGACGGAGGAGAGGUCAAAAUCUGCCCAGGGUGUAUACAGCGCGAAAGGAAGCGGGCCUUCCGAAAGAAGCAGAGGAAGCCAGAGGAAGAUGAACUUUUCCAGAAGGACGAAGGGAAGAGAGUCAUCGUUUUCAACACAAACGAGAUCAAGGAUUGGACGGAACCAUCGAAGAACGCCAUACCUGGUUAUGGUGAUAGUCAAGUUCUGAACAUUCCGGCUGGGGCUAUGCAGGUAGAAUUGCCGAUGCGAAUAGCAUGUUAUUGCAGGCAUCAAAACGAGAAGCUUGGGUUCCAGGUUAUUUUCACGAUCAAAGAUCAUAAAGAUAAUGUUAUCGCUCAGGCGAUCACGAAUUCGAUUAUGAUCACUGACGACCAUAAAACGCACGCUCCCCCGGCCCCGCCAGCCCCUGGCCCCUCGCCCUCUCUGCCGGAUGGAACCCAAUUGCCAGGCGUUGGUGUCUUCCCAUCUAGUCCCAGUGUGGAGACAGGGAAAGCGUCAACCUUCGCGCAACAGUCGAACCAAACAGCUUCGGCGACUGAUUUGCAGGGACUUCAGCAACGAUUCAACUCACAGUAUCAAGUGCCUUCUGGGUCGUUCGCAAUGACUCAAGCGUCAGCCAACAGCACAACGUCCAAUUCGCAGACACCACGCAGUCUAUCUCGGCAGACCUCGCCCAACGACUUCCAGGGGCCAAUGAGCAAGAGACGCAAGCAUAGUAACUCAGGAAGACUUCCUUCGGAGCUUACCAUGACCAAGUUGGAGAAUACCCAAUCAUCAGCCAACAGUUCCAGUUCGGCAGCACCCAGCAAUGAGCCACAAUUUUCAGGGGCCCACGGUUUCGCGUCACCAUUGGAAAGGCCCUUCGUGACUUCAUCUGCUAUGUCUAACCAGUUUCCCAACAGCCCUCCGACUCCAAGCAGCGGGGACAACAACCCGUUCCUCAAUGCAACAAUACAGCAACAAAGCCUGGACAGUUUCAUACAGCAGCAGUUGAUGUCUGCACCGAACUCUGCCCAUCCCAGUCGUCCGGGCACACCCGGCGGCUCUAGGAACAAUUUCCAUGACCAAUCUUUCAACCUGUCUCUCGGCCCGAACACGUCUGCUCCAAUGUGGCCGCCGCUCACCAACGCCGGAAACCGGUUGCCCUCGGUCAUUCAUAAAGUUGUUCCCGCCGAGGGUUCUAUCACCGGAGGCACUGAAGUCACCUUGCUUGGUAGCGGCUUCUACCCUGGCAUGGAAGUGGUAUUUGGUGACACCCUUGCCACUACGACCACCUUCUGGGGCGACAAGUGUCUAAACUGCUUGACACCUCCCGCAUUGCAGCCUGGAGUGGUGCCGGUUGUGUUCAAGCACGAACACCCCACGUUUGGCCAGGUCCAGACACCGCAACCUUUGAUGCCGAAGCAGCAGCAGUUUUUCCGCUAUAUAGACGACCGUGAGCUGCAGAUGUACCGAUUAGCUCUUGGGAUUCUGGGACAGAAGCUGGGCAGUCAAGCAGAUGCGUUCCAAACAGCUCAGCAGAUCAUGGGUAGCGACAUGAAGAGUGUCUUCAAUAUCCCGAAAGAGUUCCAGGGGAGCUCAAGUGGACACCAGCGACAAGUACCUGGGUAUGAGUCGCAGGGUAAAUUGAGCGACCUUGACUCCAAGAUGUUGACUUACCUUGAAUUUGUCGAUCUUGAUGAUAGCCCUCGUCCACCUCGAUACAAUUCUCGCUCAGCUACGGGUCAGACGCUGCUCCAUUUUGCAUCAUCCUUAGGACUCACGCGAUUUGUUGCUGGACUCCUUGCACGAGGUGCCAGUCCCGAUGUGCAAGACAACUCGGGAAAUACGCCCAUGCACCUAGCCGCUUUGAAUGGUCACGCACAUAUUGUUCAGAGACUGCGCCUUGCCGGAGCUGAGACUACCGCUCGCAGCAUACGGGGAUUCACACCAGCAGAUUUGGCGACUACACUACCCGCGCACCAAGCUGCUCUUAUUCCCGCCCACCAUCGCUCACGCAGCGUUGGCUCAUUGUCAUCGUCGCGCCGCCGACACAGUUCUGCCUCCCUGCACUCCCUCUGGGAAUCAUCGUCCGCAUCGGGUUCUUUUGGCCAUGCUGUUGAGGACUCUGAUGAUGAGGUUUUCGACGAAGAUGAGAUCAAUCAUACGAUAUCGCGACGAUCCAGUGUCCAUCAUGACCGAUCAGGGUCGGUUUCAGCUCCUGAACAACCACCUCAAGGAGCGGACGCGCGACCAUUCUCUCCCCCAGCUGCUCUAGUCGCUUGGCGCAACCAAUUGCAAACACAAAUCAACCAGUUCCAGCAAAGUGUAGCCAACGCCUUUCCUAACCUCCCUGCUUUGCCGCCGAUGCCCGCCUUGCCCGAUUAUCAGGCCCAUCCCAUGAUGCGUCGUAUCACCAAUCUCGUCCCGCACCGGCCCAGUACAUCCCGCUCGUCUAAGGAUGGCUGGUGGGAUAUGCUUACCGGCAAUACGGCUACCGACCACUCGGCUCCGCCAACAGCCGAGCUACCUUCCUAUGAAGAGCUAUACCCGCACAAGGAGAACCAUACCAAAGAGGACCAAGCGGCGCAACUCAAGAAGGCUAGCAUGUUACAAGCGGCUGCAGAGGCUGCCCUUGAUCAGCACUUUGAGGCUCAGGCCAGCACCUCAGAAGCUGUUGUCGCCAAAGCGGACAGCGUAGAGCUCAAGGACAUCCGAAUUGGUCGCAAAGUGAUUUCGCGUGAGCAACAGAAACAUCUCCGCGAGCAGCAGGCACGGAGGAUGAAGGGUCUUGGGAAGGAUCGUAACCUAUACUUCAUCUGGGUAUGUGUCAAAACUGUUCAGCUUUUUGGUGGAUCUAGUGCUAAUCUGCUUCAGAUCCCUCUAUUACUCCUGGUGAUCGGAGCCUGGGUCCGAAGCUAUGUCCCCGGGAUCUGGGAGGGAAUCUACAGCGGUUAUGAAUUUGUCAAAGCCCGAUAUGCGCAGCGCGUUCUAGAAGUCGGUUCUUGAGCGAUCCUACCACACCAUUUGCCUACUAACCUUUAUUCGAAUUGUCUCUUUUCAUUCAUUCAUUCAGAGCUAGGGCGUUCUGUCCAUUGGACUGGUGCUUUUACGGGGCAUUUUGUCAUCCCUUGUUUGGUUUUUGUGUG